This is a messenger RNA of Grammomys surdaster, 1985 nucleotides long. RefSeq names its product ring finger protein 227 (gene Rnf227). Lineage: Eukaryota; Metazoa; Chordata; Mammalia; Rodentia; Muridae. Gene Ontology annotation, biological process: protein ubiquitination. Bases 1 to 573 code for a protein of 190 amino acids. The record is from RefSeq and is a predicted model, not a curated record. The transcript has 2 exons. Gene Ontology annotation, molecular function: ubiquitin protein ligase activity.
AUGCAGCUCUUAAUGAGAGUGCCCUCUCUUCCCGAGCGGGGUGAGCUGGACUGCAACAUCUGCUUCCGACCCUACAACCUCGGAGCCCGUGCGCCCCGCCGCCUGGCCGGCACGGCGCGCGCCCGCUGCGGCCACACGCUGUGCACCGCUUGCCUGCGCGAGCUGGCGGCGCGGGGCGACGGCAGCCGCGCGGCCGCGCGCGUGGUGCGCCUGCGCCGCGCUGUCACGUGCCCGUUCUGCCGCGCGCCUUCCCCGCUCCCGCGCGGCGGCGUCACGGAGAUCGCUCUAGACCCUGACUUGUGGUCACAGCUGGAGAAAAAAGCCCGGGCCGAGCGUGAAGGAGACCCGAUGGGGAGCCCAGCCAAAGAAAGCGGAGAGGAUGGAGAGGACGACGACGGGGAAGAGGAGAGCGAGAAGGGGGCGGGGCCUUCAAGUGCAGGUUGGCGCGCGGUUCGCCGAAUUUUGGACAGGGUCCUGGCGCCGGCGCGCCGCUUGCGGCGUCCGUUGCCUAGCAAUGUGCUCUACUGUCCAGAGGUCAAGGACAUUGCCCACAUGACCCGUUGUACGCUGUAACUGAAGAACCCGGGAGCUAUGGCAGAAAGCAGGUGGGAGCAGCAUCCUCGGCGUGCUCUGAUACAAAGGGUUGAUGUCAAGACUACCCACUGAUGCUGGAACUGGUACGUGCGUGCGUGAUGGAGCUGGAGCUGAACAGAAAGUACCCUAGGUGGUGUGAAUUCUGAGCGUCGAAGGGUCCUAGACUGCCAGCAUUACAUUUUCAGGAUCGAGUGGCCAAGGGAUAAUAGAAACAAAGGCUACCAUAAUGCGAGAAAAAAAAUAACAAAGCUUUGGCGUUUGUUCAGAGUCUGUGGUAUAAGCAGCGGGUCCCAUUUUAGCAGUGCUCUGUGGUUGAAAAUGUUUACUUUGUAAAGAAAAAGACAGGACGGGAUAUUAUGUCACAUCAAUCUCACUUAUCUGGUUAUGUGUGUUUGCUGGUGUGCCAUCUUCCCACUCUGGGUUCCGUGUUCUAGAAAUUACUGAGUUGCCUCCCUGCUUAUGAUUGGGAAGUCUUGCAUACACAACCUCCCUUCAACUUGAUAGGGCAGGUAUGAAAACAUCUAAGGGGCAUUUAUUUACAUGAGGCCUUAAUUAAGGCUUAUCAAGGAUGGGUGAGCACCAUUUGAUAAAGGAAGCAAAAUUUAGCCCUUUAUUUGUUAUCUUUACAGGCUCUGUAGCAAUACUGGGGAAAAAGAUGCUCACAUAACUUAUAUUUGUGUCCCAUAAUGGAACAUUGUUUAUUGUAAGUCGUCAGUUCUAUUUUAAAGUCCUGUAAAUAUCUUUCUAUAGACUUAAAAUCAAGACCAGCAGUGUUGGUUGGUCUCACAGCUUGCUAGAAAUGCAGAAUUUCAGGACCCCAGUCCACAUUCCCUGAUAUUUUUAGAAUCCUAGGUGUGUGUGUAAGUUAAGAAACACUAGUUUAGAUCUUAGUCACUCUGGGAUGUCAUCAUCAUCUGUAGGUGGAACAUUUAAAACACUAAUGACACAUUAAAGUUCCAAAGUGACAUUCUUUUGAGAAGACAAAUUUUUUUCUGAGCUAAAAAUGUGAAUUUACAAUAGACUUCAGUUUUCAGAGGUCUUCAAGAUGCUGUUUUUGUUAACAAAUAAUGUAUGUAGUUAUAGGGUAUAAACCUCCAUUUUUAAAAUGUUCUGUCCUUUUCCUGUCCUUAAGUUUCAGCUUGAAUGUCACCUUUUGGAAGCCAGCAUCCAUCUGUUGUAAUGUGCCUAUUGUCUAUUUCCUAUAUACGUGCUGCCAAAGUGAAUGCUGGUAUUUUCUGGUAUUUAUGUGUUGAGUGUUUCUACCAUGUAAACUUCAAAUGACUAUCUCCAGAGCCAAUAGCAGUGUUAAUGUAUAGUAUGUAUUCAAAAAUAUUUGCUGAAUUUAUUUUGAAUGUAAUAGUCUCAAGAAUAAAGCAUCUGGGCUCACUCAA